CGUUCAGCGAAUGCGGGUUACAAGCUUUCUGCGGAACACGACUUCUCUUAGGUUAAUCGUAUAGCGGAGACCAUCAGUGGGCAAAGGUUCGACAAGUAAGUGGCGCGGUUCGGGGCUGUAGUAGUCAAAGCACUAACAGUUAGUUGGGUGACAAUGCUGCCCGAGAGCAGAUCGCGUCCGUCACGCUAGUGCGGGUUUAGAUCACCAAACGCAAAAACUCGGGCGCUUGGGCUUAGCAAAUGUGUGAAUUUAUUAUCAUGGACGUGAAGCAAAAGAGAGUGUUCAUAGUUUUGCUUCCGCUUUCACUUGGGUUGGGGAACUUAAUCUGAUUUAAAAAGUGCCAAAAAUAACAACAACAACAGCAGCAGAUUGCGGUUCGCGUGUGGUGGGUGCUCCAGUUUUGUUUCGAGUAUUCUUUUAUCAAGCGGUGGUUUGCAAAUUAAAUAUGUGUGAAAUAGUUCCGGCCGAUAUGUGCAAAAAAAGAAUAAAUGUGGUUUGGUGGUCGUUGUUGGCGUGGAUGCUGCAGUUGUCGUCGAUUAUCCAAUUAGGUCAAGCGCAGCGAAUAACUGGUGACCGCGUGUACGAACCGAAGAUCUCCGAUUUGUAUAUGACGGUGAAUGCGCGCCAUCGGACCCUUGAGCUGACUUGGAGGAAUUUCAACGACCCAACCGGGUUCAUUGUGUUGGCGGAGCAUUAUCCUAUUAGAGAGUUCCAGCAGAAGCUGUACUACGUUACGUACGAUGAUUUUCAGGGAAGCAUUACGACCCCAGCAGCAGCCGGCGGUAGCACUAAUGCGUUCGCCGAAGAAGGCAGUGGCGGCGAUGACGGGAGCGGGGAAUCCACAAAUAGAAUGGAGCCAACGGUGACGGAACAACCAACGGAGUCCAACACCCCGAUGAUUGAGGUGGGAUGGGAGUACGACCAUCGGGAUGAGUACGGCGAACGGAAGAAGCCGGUGCUGCUCUCCAUUCAGCCAAUAUACGUUAACGGGUGGACUGCGACUGAUUUAAUCUACAACCGCGAGUGGUUGGAUCAGGCAGACAUCACCACCAGCUGCUACGGGUACUAUGCGUACUUCAUCAACGCGAACGGCACCAUACUGUCUGAGCACUGCAUGAAACUUUACCCCACCUGGAUGAACGAUCUGCGGUCGCAUGUGGGCGAAUUCCGAAUGCGAGAGCUGUUCAUACCGGGGACGCACGACUCAGCCUCGUACAAGAAGAGCUCCAACUACCAGGAAAAUAUUGUCACAAAGUACUCACUCACGCAGGACGAUGACAUCCGGAAGCAGCUGUUGCAGGGAGUGCGAUAUAUUGAUCUCCGGGUGGGCUACUAUCAGGUGUCCAAUCCGCAGUUCUGGGCCAAUCACGGAAUAACCCGAUUGCAUCCCCUGAAACAGAUCCUCGACCAGGUUCGGGAGUACGCUUUGGAAACCAACGAAAUCAUCAUACUUGAUGUGCAGGAGUUUCCGAUUGGGUUUGGUAAACAGUUCGACGUCCACGAUAAGCUAAUUAACUUCCUAAACGAAUCUCUUCACGAUGUCAUGGCGGAUCCGUCCAUUACCUGGUCCGGACGCCUGGCGGAUAUCUGGGCGGCAAAUAAAACGGUAAUUCUGUGUUACGACCACGAGUACGCCGUUCGAUCGUACCCGCAUGUGGUUUGGCGUUCGGUCGAACAGAAGUGGGGCGACGUGCAAAGUCUGGAACAGCUCAAGAGUUACCUGUUUAAGGUUCACGCGCGGCAUUUCUACGGAUACACGCACCGUCCAGUGGCGGAUAUGGCGGAGCUCACUCCGGACCCGUGGGGCGUUAUUACCGAUCGAUUCGGUGGCCUGCGGAAGAUGGCCGACUCCGUCAAUCGCUUUGUUACCAAGUGGUACUUCGAAGAGUUGGGACCCACGGCCAACAUCGUGGCAGUGGAUUUCAUUCGGGGUACCAACAUCAUCGACGCUGCCAUAUAUUGGAAUCAGAAGAGGGUUCCCAGGGGUAAAUAAAUCUGAUCUAUGAAAAGCCA
This is a messenger RNA of Armigeres subalbatus, 2013 nucleotides long. RefSeq names its product PI-PLC X domain-containing protein 1 (gene PLCXD). NCBI's taxonomy places the organism in Eukaryota, Metazoa, Arthropoda, Insecta, Diptera, Culicidae. The record is from RefSeq and is a predicted model, not a curated record. Gene Ontology annotation, biological process: lipid metabolic process. Gene Ontology annotation, molecular function: phosphoric diester hydrolase activity. The transcript is spliced from 3 exons. Bases 446 to 1993 code for a protein of 515 amino acids.